Molecule: messenger RNA, 1856 nt
Organism: Terrapene triunguis (Three-toed box turtle)
Lineage: Eukaryota; Metazoa; Chordata; Testudines; Emydidae
Gene: CUNH8orf58
Product: chromosome unknown C8orf58 homolog
Exons: 7
Coding region: 1-864 (287 amino acids)
Source: RefSeq, a predicted model, not a curated record
AUGCUGAGGAGACGGCGGGUCUUCGCCGUGGAGCCGCUCUGGAGCCGAGAAGGGAUGGAAAAGGGGCUUCCAUUGGUUGCCACAGCCCAGGCCCCACACUGGGGUCAGCACAAUGCCAUGCCCGACGCCUACCAUGGCAUGCGCUUGACCACAGCCAGCUCCUAUGUUUCACACGUGCAGAGAGACCCCUCUUUAACCCUCCCGGGCCAGGGCCUGCGCUACCUGGAGCACGUCUGCCUGAUGCUGGAGAAGAUUGCCCAACUGCAGCGGGCCAACCUGCAGCUCCAGCAGCAGCAGAAGGUGAUGGAGAGCCGGCUGUGGGGCCAGCAGGCUGAGAACGCGGUGCCCUCUGAGGAGAGGCCAUGCAGAGCCCCAGAAGAGCGGGGGCUGUCCCAGCCGGAGCCUGAGAACAGGGCGGAGGUGGAAAUGAAGGAGGAGGAUUUGCCUCUGGACUCUUGGAGGCCCCACCACUUCAGGGCGCGCUCGGCCUCAGACACCGGGGUGCUCCAGGACCUGACCAGGAGCUCAGAGAAUGAGCCAGUCUGCUCCAGGAAGCCGGCAAUGCACUGCGUCAGCUCACCCACCCUGCUGGAUCAGCCGGAUUGGGGAGCCCAUACCCUACCGCCAAACAUGAGACCCAGGAACGACCGCUCACACUGGGGGAGAGUCAAAGUGCUGAUCAACAGGAUCACCAGGAAAUCCACCCGGGCCAGCGAGCCGUCCCCGUUCGGGGAGUCUGCCGUCGACAGCAGACAGUGUAGUCUGGAGGCUUCACUGGAGAAACAAGGCUCCCACCCCAGGAGGAGCUUCCUGCCAGCGCUGGGGGUGAAGAAACACCGCUCGAAAACCCUCUCUGUGCGCUGAGCGCCCCGAGGCUGCGGGAGCCUCUUGGAGACCUGAAGGAUUUAAAGCUGCUGAGCCUUCCCUGCCAUGAGCCGGGGAGCAGUACACACACUCCACGAAGGGUCCCCUUCAUCCCACUGCCCCCUCAACGCUGGUUCGGAUUGCCCAGUCUCGCCUGCUUCGAUGAGGUUGACGGGAUUUCUGGCCCUUCCUUGGAAAAAGGAGGCAGCAAGGGGCGGGUGUUGCUCUGUCGUCUGUUCCUGUGGAGCUGUGGCAUUGAAGCCAAGCAGCUGUGGAUCAAGCCUGCUUAGACAUAUGAACGCUGGGGUGCACGCUCUCCCUACUAACCCCUCGCGGUGGGCAUGCAUAGGAGGCACGUUCCUCCAUUGAGGCAGGUCCUCAAGGAACCUGGUUUAGACCCAGCAGUCUCUGGUGUCUGUUUCCAUCCACUCUCCCCGUCCCACACACACCCUUGCCCAGCAUCUCCCCCUGGGUAUGUCUGUCUUCAGCAGGCUGGUUCUGAAAUCUUGCUACUUCCUUGCUUGCAGUGUGCUGCUGCAGAAGCUAGGAGGUGCUCUCACUGCUAGCUGACUCUCUCCCACCACCUUCCUCCUCCUGUGACUGCAGGCAGCUCCAAGGCUGCUCUUGGUAUCAGGGUCUCAACGGUGGGUAACAAGGAGCAUUGACCACUGGGCCGCUCUCCUGCGGACCUUAACUGAACUACGGGGCUGACCUGUGUGCCACCGAAAGUCUCCCUCCCUCCUAAGGGGAUGUCCAUCCACACUCCCAUUCUGUUCAGACCCCUGUCUAGGCUGGGAUUCCAGCUCUGGGGGUCUCUGCACAGCAGUGAGAAAUCCCCGGCAUUGUCGAAUGCGAACUAACUCACCUGACAGCUUAGUCCACCACUACUAGCCCCUGGUCAUUUUGUAAAUGCGCCAGUGUAUUUGUAUGUAAUGUAUUUAUAUGGCCUCAUGGAGAGAGGUGCUUAUGGAGGCUGAUGGAUUCUUAGACAC